AUGAGGAACGAAAAACAGGAGAAAAGGUGGGAAGAUAGGAUAGAGGAGUUGAAAAAGACAACGGAGGAGUUGGAGAAAGAAUGGAGUAAAAAGUUAAGUGACUCAAGGGGAAAGGCAAUGAACAAAUUUGU
Funneliformis caledonium is the source of this 131-nucleotide messenger RNA. The record is from the annotation of a GenBank genome assembly. NCBI's taxonomy places the organism in Eukaryota, Fungi, Glomeromycota, Glomeromycetes, Glomerales, Glomeraceae.